Messenger RNA from Oreochromis niloticus (Nile tilapia), 1158 nucleotides. RefSeq names its product E3 ubiquitin/ISG15 ligase TRIM25. Gene Ontology annotation, molecular function: zinc ion binding. The record is from RefSeq and is a predicted model, not a curated record. The annotation marks the transcript as partial. Lineage: Eukaryota; Metazoa; Chordata; Actinopteri; Cichliformes; Cichlidae. The transcript has 2 exons.
GGGCAGAAGGACAGGCAGAUGUGUCUGUAUCAGGAUGGGUCUAAACAACAUGGUGUAAAUGCAGUUGCUGGUGAGCCUCAUUUCCUGUAGGAGGUGAACAAGAGCAGAGAUCUGUUUCCCUUCAGAGCACAGAGGUUGUUUCUGUUCAGAGGAAGUGAAACUGUCUGACAGUCACUGAGAGACGGUGAAACGGCACAGCACAUGAAUCAAAUGGACCAAACAAAAUUCUGCUGUUCAGUCUGUUUGGAUCUACUGAAGGAUCCGGUGACUAUUCCCUGUGGACACAGCUACUGCAUGAACUGUAUUAAAAGCUUCUGGGAUGAAGAGGAAAAGAAGAAAAUCUACAGCUGCCCUCAGUGCAGACAGACUUUCACAGCGAGGCCUGUCCUGGUGAAAAACAUCAUAGUAGCAGAUUUAGUGGAGGAGCUGAAGAAGACUGGACUCCAAGCUGCUCCUGCUGAUCACUGCUAUGCUGGACCUGAAGAUGUGGCCUGUGAUGUCUGCACUGGAAGAAAAAUGAAAGCCUUCAAGUCCUGUUUAGUGUGUCUGGCAUCUUACUGUGAGAAACACCUUCAGACUCAUAAUAUUGUUGCAGCUUCUUUAAAGAAACACAAGCUAGUAGAUCCCUCCAAGAAGCUCCAGGAGAACAUCUGCUCUCGUCAUGAUGAGGUGAUGAAGAUGUUCUGCCGUACUGAUCAGCAGAGUAUCUGUUAUCUCUGCUCUGUGGAUGAACAUAAAGGCCACGACACAGUCUCAGCUGCAGCAGAAAGGACUGAGAGGCAGAGAGAGCUGGAGGUGAGUCGACAAAACAUCCAGCAGAGAAUCCAGGACAGAGAGAAAGAUGUGAAGCUGCUUCAACAGGAGGUGGAGGCCAUCAAUCAGUCUGCUGAUCAAACAGUGGAGCACAGUGAGAAGAUCUUCACUGAGCUGAUCCAUCUCAUCCAGAAAAGAAGCUCUGAUGUGAAGCAGCAGAUCAGAUCCCAGCAGGAAACUGAAGUGAGUCGAGUCAAAGAGCUUGAGGAGAAGCUGGAGCAGGAGAUCACUGAGCUGAAGAGGAAAGAUGCUGAGCUGAAGCAGCUCUCACACACAGAGGAUCACAUCCAGUUUCUACACAACUACCCCUCACUGUCAGCACUCAGUGAGUCUACAGACUCAUCC